AUGUCUCUCUCUUUCCAUUAUUCGGCGCGGCCCAAGCCACGCAAUACGUUCCUUACGUUCCUGCACUUCACUCUUUUUACCCUUUCUUUCUUCUUUCGCACCUCCGCCUCUAUCAAAGUGCCUUUCCAGCUUCCCGCCAGUCCUGGGUAUCAAGGUAGCCUCAUUGACGACGUCGUCCUGCAUGAAGACUCUCACGCAGAGAGCAACCGAACCGGAAACUGGACUUCCCUAACUUGUACGGAUCCGGCCAUCCAAGAUGCCCUGUGGAUGCCGUGCGCUCAGCGCUGGGCGCAGCUAGACGCUUCCAGUGCUUGGUCCGAUGCCAUCAACGUCUGGAAGAGAAUUGAUAAGCCCAAAAUGCAGCCUGCUGCAAAGGAAUUCUCCCGGUCCAUCAUGAACACUUUCCAUGUCGAUGAGACGAUGAAUUGCGGGCUACCAGCUCCAAAUGGCAACUGUUUCAACGCCAAAACAUGCGGAUCGUUCCACGACUUCGGAAAGGGCACCGGUGAUUCGGGUGCUGCGGCAAUGGUGAUCUAUAAUUCUCUCACAGUGAUAAACUCGGCGUUCUCCCAAUUCUACGCUGCCAUCAACGCAGUUGCUGGAACAUACAUCGACACCCAGCUCCAGGACUUUGAGACCACCUUCGCAACGGUACCUUCGCCUCCCAGUGACACAUGGCUAGAGGUCUUGGUCAACCUUUUAGGCCUUGGAAUCACGGUGAUAACUGCGCCAUACUUUGAAGGAGUCUUCACAAAUCUACCGGCUCUUAGUAUCUCUCUGGGAGCCUCUGGCGCCAACAACACUGCCAAUAUCACCAGCGCCAUCGUGGCGUACGGAGCCUCAAUUGCGAGCAAUUCACUGUCGAAAGGGCCAGGUAAAUGGACACCAAAGUAUCAAGAUAGCUUCACCGCUACACUGGGGUCGGUAGUCUACGGCUGGUCUGCCACGGCCCAAGACCAACUGUGGAAUUUGUUUAAUGGAUCAGAUGCCUCCAUCAGCCUUCUUAGUACCAUGAUUGCCAAUGGUAACCUCAUUGAGGGUGGGGGCGAGAGCCCAUCGGUAGACUACCUAACAAACAACCAGAUUAACGCCCAAAUCGAGAGCUACAUCAGCAAGGCCUUCUUCGGCUUCGCCAUCCCAUCCCUAUGGUCUGUCUCCGGCACCGCUGCCUUCGUCGUCGACUCGGGCCAUGACUGCAAUGCGCAAAACCCAUUAUCCGACUACAUGACUGCAUCCACCCAAGAGUCCACUUAUGCAUGCUACGAUAACAAGUUGUACUAUCUGGUCCAUCCCCACGGCAAGUGGAAAGGUUGUUCCAGUAAGGACAGUGGGUCGACAUCAACGUGCUCUGACCAGACAUAUUUCACUGCGCCACCAGGACUGAGCUCACUCGGCUCAGGGUCUUGGGGGAACAUCACUGUGUCUGAUCUGAUUAUCGGGUCCGUUCGAACCUACGUCGCCAAUGGCAAUGCCAACGGAGGACCUGUCGCCAAUCCCUUGGACAAAGAUACUCUGAAAGAUCUAUCGAAACAAGACAUCACCACUCCCGGCUAUAUUCGCCUCCCAGUGUGCAGCCCUCAGGUGGCCUGGUCCUCGUGGUCCACCCCGUCGCAGUCCAACUCUAGCGAUCCGAACUACCCCUGUAACCCGUUGCAGGGCAUCACCAAGUGCAGCGGCUACACCUACCAGGACGAGACCUCGUCCGCUUCCCCGAAUGUGUCUGACUGUCAAACUAUCGUAAAGAAUAUCCAGGCCACAAGCCGCAAGUGGACUACUGGUAUCGGUCACCAACGCGACAUUGCUAAGUCCGGGUCUUGCCAUUUUGGUGUUCAGAAUGUUGGCGUGACUGGUGAUGUUACUUAUCACACUGGCAGUCAGGAUAUUGUUACUAUUAUCAACGAGGCAAUCUCCAAGUACGCCUCUGAUGGUCUUGUUGGUGCGAAGGGGUACAUGGAGUGUGGUGGCGAUGCAGGUAAUCAGAAGGUCGAGUGGGGUAUAUAUUAG
Aspergillus luchuensis is the source of this 2004-nucleotide messenger RNA. RefSeq lists its product as uncharacterized. Bases 1 to 2004 code for a protein of 667 amino acids. Lineage: Eukaryota; Fungi; Ascomycota; Eurotiomycetes; Eurotiales; Aspergillaceae. The record is from RefSeq and is a predicted model, not a curated record. The transcript has 5 exons.